This is a messenger RNA of Erinaceus europaeus (western European hedgehog), 14350 nucleotides long. Its product is annotated as ankyrin-2. Gene Ontology annotation, molecular function: protein binding. Gene Ontology annotation, biological process: signal transduction; protein localization to T-tubule; regulation of cardiac muscle contraction. Lineage: Eukaryota; Metazoa; Chordata; Mammalia; Eulipotyphla; Erinaceidae. The coding region runs from base 47 to 11986 and encodes 3979 amino acids. The record is from RefSeq and is a predicted model, not a curated record. Gene Ontology annotation, cellular component: T-tubule. The transcript is spliced from 48 exons.
CACCUUUCUUAUUGUCUGUCCUCAGAAUGGCUUCACUCCUUUGUACAUGGCAGCUCAAGAAAACCACAUUGAUGUGGUGAAAUAUUUGCUGGAAAAUGGAGCUAAUCAGAGCACUGCUACUGAGGAUGGCUUCACACCCCUGGCUGUGGCACUGCAGCAGGGACACAACCAGGCAGUGGCUAUCUUGCUGGAGAACGACACCAAAGGGAAGGUGCGGCUACCAGCCUUGCACAUUGCCGCCAGGAAGGACGACACUAAGUCAGCAGCCCUCCUGCUUCAAAACGACCACAACGCCGACGUCCAGUCCAAGAUGAUGGUGAAUAGGACAACUGAGAGUGGCUUCACGCCGUUGCACAUAGCUGCCCACUACGGGAACGUGAACGUGGCCACUCUCCUCCUGAACCGAGGCGCCGCUGUGGACUUCACUGCCAGGAAUGGAAUCACUCCUCUGCAUGUGGCUUCCAAAAGGGGGAACACAAACAUGGUGAAGCUCUUACUGGAUCGUGGAGGUCAGAUUGAUGCCAAAACUAGGGACGGCCUGACGCCACUGCAUUGUGCUGCGAGGAGCGGACAUGACCAAGUGGUGGAGCUUCUGCUGGAGCGGGGGGCUCCCUUGCUGGCCAGGACUAAGAACGGGCUGUCUCCUCUGCACAUGGCGGCCCAGGGGGACCACGUGGAGUGUGUGAAGCACCUGCUGCAGCACAAGGCCCCCGUGGACGACGUGACCCUGGACUACCUGACGGCCCUCCAUGUGGCUGCGCACUGCGGACACUACCGUGUCACCAAGCUCCUCCUGGACAAGAGAGCCAACCCCAAUGCCAGAGCCCUGAACGGUUUUACUCCACUGCACAUUGCCUGCAAGAAAAACCGCAUCAAAGUCAUGGAACUGCUGGUGAAAUAUGGGGCCUCAAUCCAAGCUAUCACCGAGUCUGGCCUCACUCCAAUACACGUGGCUGCCUUCAUGGGCCACUUGAACAUUGUCCUCCUUCUGCUGCAGAACGGAGCCUCUCCAGAUGUCGCUAACAUUCGUGGGGAGACUGCCCUGCACAUGGCAGCCCGGGCAGGCCAGGUGGAAGUGGUCCGCUGUCUCCUGAGGAACGGCGCCCUUGUCGAUGCCAGAGCCAGGGAGGAACAGACACCUUUGCACAUCGCCUCACGCCUGGGGAAGACAGAAAUUGUCCAGCUGCUUCUCCAGCAUAUGGCUCACCCAGACGCUGCCACCACCAACGGGUACACACCCCUGCACAUCUCUGCCCGGGAAGGCCAGGUGGACGUAGCAUCUGUCCUUCUGGAAGCGGGAGCAGCCCACUCCUUGGCCACCAAGAAGGGCUUCACCCCCCUGCAUGUGGCAGCCAAGUAUGGAAGCCUGGAUGUGGCAAAACUGCUCCUGCAACGCAGAGCUGCGGCUGACUCAGCGGGAAAGAACGGCCUCACCCCGCUUCAUGUUGCUGCUCACUAUGACAACCAGAAGGUGGCGCUGCUGUUACUGGAGAAAGGCGCCUCCCCACACGCCACUGCCAAGAAUGGCUACACGCCCCUGCACAUCGCGGCCAAGAAGAACCAGAUGCAGAUCGCCUCCACACUCCUAAGCUACGGAGCCGAGACCAACAUCGUCACCAAGCAGGGGGUCACCCCGCUCCACCUGGCCUCGCAGGAGGGUCACACCGACAUGGUCACCCUGCUUCUGGAAAGGGGGGCCCACAUCCACAUGGCAACCAAGAGUGGACUCACCUCCUUACACCUCGCGGCCCAGGAAGAUAAAGUGAAUGUCGCUGAUAUUCUCACCAAGCACGGGGCUGACCAGGAUGCUCACACGAAGCUUGGUUACACUCCUUUGAUUGUGGCCUGUCACUAUGGAAAUGUGAAAAUGGUCAACUUUCUUCUGAAGCAGGGAGCUGAUGUCAACGCAAAAACCAAGAAUGGCUACACACCCCUGCACCAGGCCGCCCAGCAGGGCCACACACACAUCAUCAACGUCCUGCUUGAGCACGGGGCCAAGCCCAACACCACCACCGCGAAUGGCAACACCGCCCUGGCCAUUGCCAAACGGCUGGGGUACAUCUCCGUAGUCGACACCCUGAAGGUGGUGACCGAGGAAGUGACCACUACCACCACGACCAUCACUGAGAAACACAAGCUCAAUGUCCCCGAGACUAUGACAGAGGUUCUGGAUGUUUCCGACGAGGAAGCUUUGAAACGGUGUGGUGAGCAUCUGAUGGAUGGGGAAACCCUGAGUGAUUCAGGCGACGACACCAUGACCGGAGACGGAGGAGAAUACCUGAGGCCUGAGGACCUGAAGGAGCUGGGGGAUGACUCCCUGCCCAGCAGCCAGUUCCUGGACGGCAUGAACUACCUACGUUACAGCUUAGAGGGCGGGCGCUCGGACAGUACCAUGCCCAGUUCCGACAGGUCGCACACCCUGAGCCACGCCUCUUACCUGAGGGACAGCGGGAUGAUAGAGGACACGGUGGUGAUCCCCAGCCAUCAGGUGUCAACACUAGCCAAGGAGGCAGAAAGGAACGCUUAUCGCCUGAGCUGGGGCACUGAAAACUUAGACAACGUGGUCCUUUCUUCCAGCCCUAUUCAUUCCGGCCACGCCUCUCCAUGUCUUGAUCGCGACAACAGCAGUUUCCUGGUUAGUUUUAUGGUGGACGCCCGGGGCGGCGCCAUGCGAGGCUGCAGACACCACGGGCUGCGUAUCAUUAUCCCCCCUCGGAAGUGCACUGCCCCCACGCGGGUCACCUGCAGGCUGGUCAAGCGCCACAGACUGGCGACAAUGCCCCCGAUGGUGGAAGGAGAAGGCCUGGCCAGCCGCCUGAUCGAAGUCGGACCUUCUGGGGCUCAGUUCCUUGGUAAACUUCACCUGCCAACGGCUCCUCCCCCCCUUAAUGAGGGAGAGAGCCUGGUCAGCCGCAUCCUUCAGCUGGGGCCUCCUGGAACCAAAUUCCUUGGGCCCGUGAUUGUGGAGAUCCCGCAUUUUGCCGCCCUGCGGGGGAAGGAGAGGGAGCUGGUGGUUCUGCGCAGUGAGAACGGGGACAGCUGGAAGGAGCAUUUCUGUGACUACACAGAGGAGGAGCUGAACGAGAUCCUGAAUGGCAUGGAUGAAGUCUUGGACAGCCCGGAAGACCUGGAGAAGAAGCGCAUCUGCCGCAUCAUCACCCGAGACUUCCCGCAGUACUUCGCCGUGGUGUCGCGGGUCAAGCAGGACAGCAACCUCAUCGGGCCCGAGGGAGGCGUGCUGAGCAGCACGGUGGUGCCGCAGGUGCAGGCCGUCUUCCCGGAGGGCGCUCUGACCAAGCGGAUCCGCGUAGGCCUGCAGGCCCAACCAAUGCACAGUGAGCUGGUUAAGAAGAUUCUAGGCAACAAAGCUACCUUCAGCCCCAUCGUCACUUUGGAACCUCGGAGAAGAAAAUUCCACAAGCCAAUUACCAUGACCAUCCCCAUUCCCAAAGCUUCAAGUGAUGUCAUGUUGAAUGGAUUCGGGGGAGACGCACCUACCUUAAGAUUACUGUGCAGCAUAACAGGUGGAACCACCCCAGCUCAGUGGGAAGAUAUUACAGGAACUACGCCAUUAACGUUUGUCAAUGAGUGUGUUUCCUUCACAACCAAUGUGUCUGCCAGGUUCUGGCUGGUGGACUGUCGGCAAAUCCAGGAAUCUGUCCCCUUUGCUUCGCAAGUGUAUAGAGAGAUCAUCUGUGUCCCGUACAUGGCCAAAUUCGUGGUGUUUGCCAAAUCCCACGACCCCAUUGAAGCCAGGCUGAGAUGCUUCUGCAUGACGGAUGACAAAGUGGACAAGACCCUUGAGCAACAGGAAAACUUCGCUGAAGUGGCCAGAAGCAGGGAUGUGGAGGUCCUAGAAGGAAAGCCCAUCUACGUUGACUGUUUCGGCAACCUCGUGCCAUUAACCAAGAGUGGCCAACACCAUAUUUUCAGCUUUUUUGCCUUCAAGGAAAAUAGACUUCCGCUCUUUGUCAAGGUACGUGAUACGACCCAGGAACCUUGUGGAAGACUGUCAUUCAUGAAGGAGCCCAAGUCUACAAGAGGCCUGGUGCACCAAGCCAUCUGCAACUUGAACAUCACCCUGCCGAUUUACACAAAGGAAUCAGAGUCAGACCAGGAGCAGGAGGAAGAGAUCGAUAUGACAUCAGAAAAAAAUGAUGAGACAGACUCUACAGAAACAUCUGCCCUGAAAAGCCACCUGGUUAAUGAAGUUCCUGUCCUGGCCAGUCCGGACUUGCUCUCUGAAGUGUCCGAGAUGAAACAAGAUCUGAUCAAGAUGACGGCCAUCUUGACCACAGACGGGACGGAAAGGGCAGGUCCCCUUAAGGUCAAGGAGCUGGCGAAGGCCGCUGAGGAGGAACCAGGGGAGCCUUUUGAGAUUGUGGAAAGGGUGAAAGAGGACCUAGAGAAGGUCAAUGAGAUCCUGAGGAGUGGCACCUGUGCCAGAGAGGAGGGCAAUGUUCCCAGGCCCCAGUCGGAGGGGGAAUUAGUGGAGGAGGAGGAGUGGGUGUUGGUCAGUGAGGAGGAGAUACAAGAGGCAAAACAAAAUGCACCUUCAGAGGUCUCUGAGGAGCCCUGUGUAGAAGUUAGACUAGAGAAAGUGGUCAGAGGCAAGGGAGAGAAAGACCCCACUGGGCUCCUGAACUACCUUACAGAGGAUCUCAAUUCCUACGUGGCUCCCCCUCACGGAGCCCGACCUCAGAAAGCUCGAGAAGCUUCUGGGGAGAAACGUGAAGCCCCGGCCGCCAGUAGGAGCUUGGAGAGCCGUCGAGGAGGCCAAGACACCCCCCCAGGUGAGACCCCAACUGGACAGAAACAGCUCAAAGCAAGCCCUGGGAUAAAGAAGCCCUUGAGGAAGAAACUCAAAGAGAAACAGAAGCAGAAAGAGGAGACCUCACCGGCCAGCACUGGCAAGAUGGAUGUGAAAAAGGGCAGCUCGGAGGAGUCGCUGGAUGAAGAGCCAGGCCUGGCCCCUGAGCCUACUGCCACCACCAAGGCCACGUCACCCCUCAUUGAGGAGACCCCCAUUGGCUCCAUCAAGGACAAAGUGAAGGCCCUGCAGAAGCGGGUGGAGGAUGAGCAGAAGGGCCGCAGCAAGCUGCCCGUGAGGGUCAAGGGCAAGGAGGACGCGCCUAAGAGGAGCCCACAUCGGGCCCCAGCUGCCUCCUCAGCCUCCCUGCGGGCAGAGAGGAACUCACCUCCCUCCUCCACUAAGACCGAGAAGCACCCUCCCUCUCCAGCCAGCAAAACCGAGAGACACUCCCCAGUGUCUCCCUCAGCAAAAACAGACAGGCACUCACCCAUGUCUGCAACCACCAAAACUGAGAGACACUCCCCAGUGUCCCCCUCCUCUAAGCCUGACCGGCACACACCUGCCUCGCAGUCAGGAAAGACAGACAGACGUUUCCCGGCAUCCCCCUCAUCCAGGCCAGACAAGCACCCUCCAGUGUCCCCAGGGAGGACAGAGAAGCGCCUGCCAGUCGGGCUCCCCUCCAAGUCAGAGAAGCACUCACCUGUGUCAGCCUCAGGGAAGACAGAGAGGCACCUGGCCGUGUCCCCCUCCGGGAGGAUGGAGAAGCAGCCACCCGUAUCCCCCACCUCCAAAUCGGAGCGGAUCGAGGAGACCAUGUCAGUAAAGGAGCUGAUGAAGGCUUUCCAGUCGGGCCAGGACCCUUCGAAGCACAAGACCGGGCUGUUUGAGCACAAGGCCUCCAAACAGAAGCAGCAGCCCCAGGACAAAGGCAGAGGAAGGACAGAAAAGGACAAGGGGCCAGCGGCCACAGCCCAGACAAUCAGGCGGGGCCAGAGGUCCCCACUAACCACAGGCCCCGUGGAACCCAAGAGAGGGGUCCUGCGGAGUACUAUCUUUGUGGGGUUGAGAGAACCCCAGAAUGACAGGGAGCGAGCUCCCAGUCACAGAACUCCUGAGCCCCCACCGUCAGCCCUGCAGGAAGCAGGCCAUGGAGAAGACAAGGGUCUCCAGGAGAAGCUGGCUGAUGAGCAGGGCGACCUGGACCUCCAGAUUAGCCCCGACAGGAAGACUUCCACUGACUUCUCGGAGGUCAUCAAGCAGGAACUGGAGAGCAACGACAGCUACCAACAGUUCUGCCUGAGCCAAGAGCCAGAGAAGGCACAGCUGCACCCAGAUCAGGUGCUCACAAGUCCUUUCGACACAGCCUUCCCUCUUGACUACAUGAAAGACCCAUUCCUCCCAGCUCUGUCUUUGCCCAGCGCGGCCUUGGAUGGCAGCCCCGAGAGCCUUAAACCGGAAGUGGAAGCGGAAGUGGGGGCUGGCUCCCCCUGCGGCAGCCUGAUGGAAGGGACCCCCCAAAUUAGUUCUGAGGAAAGCUAUAAGCACGAGGGCCUCGCGGAGACCCCUGAGACCAGCCCAGAAAGCCUUUCCUUCUCACCAAAGAAGAGCGAGGAGCCAAGCAGGGAAAGAUCUGGAAGUCCCAAGUCCCAAACGCCAACAGAAAUCCAUUCCAAAGAAGAUAAGCCUUCAACCAAAGAUGAGAGCGCAGGUUUGGAACAGGGGGCCGGGACCCCCGUCGACGCAGAGCUCACUGCUGAGUCUGAGCCCAAGGAGGCCACCCAUGAUCUCACUAAAGACGGUGUUCUCCAACAUGAGGGUGACAAUGGCCUUGAAAGCUUCCGUGCAUCAUUAGCAAAAACAAUGCCACCAGGUCUGAUUGAGAUGGCAUCCUGUGGUGAGGGUCAGCUCACGUGGGACAGCUCAGCCAGCACAGCAAAAAGGGAGCCUGAAGGGGAGGAAUCCAUAGCCAUGGUCCAGCCUUCAGAUGAGACAAGGCCCCCACCUCAGCCAGAAAGCAAAGCCUCAGGGACUGAGUCCAAACCUCCAGGGCCCAUCAGAAGCCCCCAGGGGUUAGAACUUGCGUUGCCCAGCCGAGACAGCGAGGUGCUCAGCCCUGGGGCUGAUGAGUCCCUUGCUGUGAGCCACCAAGACUCCUUGGAGGCCAGCCCAGUGCUGGAGGAUAACUCCUCUCACAAAACUCCAGAUUCUCUGGAGCCAAGUCCUCUAAGAGAAUCCCCAUGCCGGGACUCUCUGGAAAGCAGUCCCGUGGAGCCCAAGGCAAAGGGUGGCAUCCUCCCUGGCCACUUCCCUCUCCCCCCAGCCAUGGUCAAAGCUGAGCUUUUGACAGAGGUGGCUGCCAUGAGGUCAAGGUUGCUGCGGGACCCUGACGGCAGCGCUGAAGAUGACAGCCUGGAGCAGACAUCACUGAUGGAGAGCUCUGGAAAGAGCCCCCUUUCUCCAGAUACUCCCAGCUCCGAGGAGGUCAGUUACGAGGUCACCCCCAAGACCACUGAGGCCAGUACCCCCAAACCAGCCAUGAUUGAGGAAUGUGCAGAGGAGGAGGACAUGGAGAAUGGGGAGAGGAAGAGGUUUACCCCCGAGGAGGAGAUGUUUAAGAUGGUCACCAAAAUCAAAACGUUCGAUGAACUGGAGCAGGAGGCAAAGCAGAAGAGGGACCACAGGAAAGAGCCCAGGCCAGAGGACACAUCUUCAGCCUCGGAUCCGGAUGCCGACUGCUCGGCAGAGGUAGGGGAGCCAAAACAUGAGGAGAGCAUGGAGGGUGAUGGCGAGGUCCCCUUGGUGGUGACAUCAGAGAGCAGAAAGGCCUCCUCUUCCUCUGACAGUGAACCCAAACUGACUCGUCUCAAGGAGGGUCCCUCAGAGGGUCUCUUACCUGAGCCGGUGAUCCGCGUGCAGCCUCCCUCUCCGGUCCCCACUGGCACGGACCCCGGCUCCAGCCCCGAGGAUGGACCAUUCCAGCCCAUUGCCUCCAAACAGUACACUUUCAGGAUACAGGACGACACACAGUCAGCUUCCGGAGAAGCAGGAGCAGGAGAGGAACAAGGAACUUACUCACCUGACGGCAGUCUCAUCGCCAGCCCCGACGAGACUCACGAUGGGCUCAGCAGAGACAUGGCCCAGACUAAACCCUGCAACAGCCAUGGGUUCGAGGCCGGGAGUCCUGGCGGCUCUGCCACCCCUGUCUCUUGUGGUCUCCAGGGUUCCAUUGCAGAAGGCGGCAGUGGACAGCGAGGGGUCCGGAAGGGGCCACUCAGUUCCCAAGAUACAGAUGAAGUCCCAGAAGGAGCAGAGCUAGGGGAGGUCAGAGUGGAGCCCCCACAUCUGGGCUGCCCUGGUGAUAGUUCUGCAUCUGUUAUAUCCUCUUGGCCUCAGGGCUCACCAUCCACAGGAGAGGAAGCCUACAGUGACACCGUGCUCUCGGCAUCUUCUCCAGCAAGAACAGAAAUCUGUAAAACAGAGCCAGCCUUGGCGAGCUCUCCCGAGGACUGCUCCCUGGAGGACCCCACCAACAGUCCUCUUGGGGCUGUUCCCGCCUCUGAGCCAGCCGAGACCGAGACAGUCUCUGAUCCUCAAAUCAUCAGUCCUUACGAGAAUGUCCCUCCCCACUGCUUUUUCCCUAGCCAAGAAAACAGAGGAGCAGAACACAUGAGUCCUCACUCUCCAGAAGGGGUCUCUGUCCCUGUCGUCACAUCCUCCUCCCUGGGAGACGUGGCGGUGGUGGCCAGCUCCUCUAGUGGGACUGCUUUGAGCAGAGAGCUUGGUUCUGAGGCCCAGGCUGUAGGGCUGGCAUCCGAGCAGGAAUGCCCCAAGUGGGAAGGACAGACAGACAGCGUGAUGGUGCCCUCGCCUGUGGCUCCCGGGGGCUCAGAGACGUCGGCAUCAGGGGGUGGACACCCCAGCCCGGUCGUCAUCACCAGGACUGAUGUAGACGCCGACUCCUGGAGCGAAAUCCGCGAGGACGACGCGGCCUUCGAGGCCCGCGUGAAGGAGGAAGAGCAGAAGAUAUUUGGCUUGAUGGUAGACAGACAGUCCCAGGGAACCACCCCUGACACCACGCCAGCCAGGACCCCCACGGAGGAGGGGACCCCCACCAGCGAGCAGAACCCAUUUCUCUUCCAGGAGGGCAAGCUGUUUGAGAUGACCCGCAGCGGUGCCAUUGACAUGACCAAGAGGUCCUACGCGGACGACGGUUUCCACUUUUUCCAGAUUGGCCACGAAUCUGGGGAGGAGACUCUGACGGAGGAGCUGAGGGAGGGUGUAGUGAUGGGGGCUGAGCCCCCACAGCCGGAGGCACCUGAGGGCUCCCUCGUGCUUUCCGAAUCCAGAGAGACCACGGACGGCGAAGCAGACUUGAUUCCAGAUGACCUGAGUGAAGAUGCAGAGGACACGGCAGCUCCAGAGACUCCCCCGAGAAGCCCAGGCGCUGCGUCAACGUCUCCUGCAGGGAUCCAGGAUGCUACCCCCUCUGAGAUGUGUGGUGUGAAACCAGUGCCAGGCCCUGACUGCCCAGAACCCGCUGUCCCCGCAGGGUUAGACUUUUCCACCGUCGCCAGGUCUGUGUAUCCCGAACGGGAGGACGCAUCUCCCGAUUCAUCCCCGGAGGAGCAGAAGUCGGUCAUCGAGAUCCCCACAGCCCCCUUGGAGCACGUGCCUUCUACCGAAAGCAAGUCCAAAAUCCCCGUGAGGACUUUGUCAGUCCCAGCACCAACCUCCGGGGAGCCAGAGCAGCCCCUUUCGGAAAAGUUUCUAGAUGAAGGAAGCAAUGAGGAUGAGACCAAACCCAAAUCAAAAAUCCCCGUCAAAGCACCCGCCCACAGGCCCGAGCGGCCACUCUCUCCGGUGGAACCCCCGCUCCGGCCCACAGUGGAGGCUCAGGGACGGGAUGAGGCUAGCAGAGCCUUGGAUCAGAGAAGCCAGUCGGAGUCGGAUGCCUAUCCUCCCACCUCCAGACCCCGAGGGCCAGAAAAAUCUAGAAGCUACCCUGAGAGGGAAACCGAGAAUAGAGAGAGGGAUGAGGAAGAUGAGUUUGAGGGAGAGCCAGAAGGUAGGGCCCCCAGACCCAACGGGCAUUCCUCCCACCUGCCAGUUAAGAGCAAGAGCAACCCCUUCUCCAGCCAGGGGGCUGUGAGCCCCACCAGAGACAGCCGGGAACAGUUCUUUGACCUGUACAGAAACUCCAUAGAGUUCUUUGAGGAGAUCAGCGACGAGGCUUCCAAGCUAGUGGAUAGGCUGACCCAGUCAGAAAGAGAGCAAGAGUUAGCGUCAGAUGACGAGAGCAGUAGUGCCCUGGACGUCUCAGUAAUCGAGAAUCUGCCACCUGCUGAGACCGACCACUCACUCCCCGAGGACAUCUUUGACACAAGGCCCAUUUGGGACGAGUCCAUUGAGACUCUGAUUGAGCGCAUUCCCGAUGAGAAUGGCCCAACUGAAGAUGAACAGGACGAGCAGGAGCGGUUGGAGGAGAGGCUGGCUUACAUUGCUGACCACCUGGGCUUCAGCUGGACAGAACUGGCACGAGAACUGGAUUUCACCGAGGAGCAAAUCCAUCAGAUCCGAAUUGAGAACCCUAACUCACUGCAAGACCAGAGCCACGCGCUGCUGAAGUACUGGCUGGAAAGGGAGGGGAAACGUGCUACAGAGACCAUCCUCAUUGAAUGUCUGACAAAGAUCAACCGGAUGGACAUUGUCCAUCUCUUAGAGACCAACACGGAGCCUCUUGGGGAGCGUAUCAGUCACAGCUACACGGAGAUUGAGCAGACCAUCACGCUGGACCACAGUGAAGGGUUCUCGGUGCUCCCUGAGGAGCUCCAGGCCACCCAGCACACACAGGACGAGGAGCCAGCUGCUUCCAAAGAGGGCGAGUCCGCAGACCACCCACCCAUUGUCUCCGAGGAAGACAUUUCUGUGGGCUACUCCACCUUCCAGGACGGCACCCCGAAAACCGAGGUGGGCAAUGCAGCCCCAGGACAAGCGUCUCAGCCCUACAAGGAGCUGGAUUUCUCAGGGAAAACGCAGGAUGCGCUGGAAGAGCUGCCUCUCGAACAUCAGCAGCAGUACUUUGUGACAACACCAGGGACAGAAGUGGCAGAGACACAGCAGGCAAGCUCCGAGCCGGGCUCCCCCAACCAGAUCCCUGAGGAAGUGAGCACCCCACCUGAAGGGGGCAGACCCGACCUGCAGACGCCCACUUCCAGCGAGAGGGGAGACUCGCCCAUCGUGCAGGAGCCAGAGGAGACCCCAGAGCACGGGCAGGAAGUCCCCCUGCGGAAGACGAGCCUGGUGAUCGUGGAGUCCACGGACCACCAGCCCCCGGCCCACGAGAGGUCCGAGCAGGAUGGAGCCUUUGCCGAGGAGCUCACCCGGGAGUUAGGUGAGCUGGAGGCCAGCUCAGACGAGGAGGCCAUGGUCACUACCAGGGUGGUCCGCCGCCGAGUGAUCAUCCAGGGUGACGAUAUGCCCGACAUCCUCCCAGAAACGGUCACGGAGGAAGAGUACGUGGACGAGCAGGGACACACCGUGGUGAAGAAGGUGACCAGAAAAAUCAUCAGGCGCUACGUCUCCUCAGAGGGCACAGAGAAAGAGGAGGUCACGGUGCAGGGGACGCCCCAGGAGCCCAUCCACAUCGAGGAAGGGGACAGCUAUUCCAAAGUCAUCAAGCGUGUGGUGUUGAAGAGUGACACCACGCACUCAGAGGUGACUCUGUCUGAGCCCAGCAUUUUGUCCAGUACCUCACAGUUUCAGGCGGAGCCUGUGGAAGGCCGCAGAGUCAGCAAGGUGGUUAAGACCACUCUGGUGCACGGAGAGAGGAUGGAAAAACACCUGGGGGAUUCUAGCUUAGCCGCGGACCUCCCUUCAGCCAAAGAUGACUUUGAAGAGGCUCUGAGUUACACAGGUAGCGACAUGAAGGUCCACUUCCCCAGCUUAGUAGAGAAGGAGGUGCUGAAAGAGGAUGGAUCGGUGAUUAAAAGGACAACCUUGAGUAAGGCCAGGACCCAGAAGAGAGCUGUGGUGAAGGACCAGCAUGGCAAACGCAUUUCCUUGGAGCACCUGGAGGAUGUCCCCGAGGCCUGGGACCCAGACGCCCUGCAGCGUGACCUGCAGCGUCUCCUGCAGCAUUUCUGCCCAGAGGACCCGCAGCCAGAGGCCCAGUGAGGGGGACUUAACCCACUUGAGCCCCGUCCCCCCCAACCUCUCCCCGCAGCUACCUUCACUCAAUAUGCAACUUCCGGCUCUUCCUGGGAGGCCCGACCCCCUGCCGGCCUCCUCGUCCAGGGAACCCCCUGACCCUGUCCACUUUGAGCAAACGCACUACGUUUUGUCUCGUGUGCACGCGUGUGUGUGUGUGUGUGUAUGUGUGUGUGUGUGUGUGUGUGUGUCCUUCCCUCGUUUAACUGUCAGCUCAUUUGUGACCAAAGAGAGCAUCAUUCGUGCUGGAUACAGCAACCCAGCACCCGUGUGUCCAAGCUCCCCUGGAAACUGGCCGCUGUCACUGCCCUUUGCUUCUGUACCCACUGUGGGGGAACACCUGCACCUUCACCUCCAGCCCCCACCAGGAGAACUCCACCCACCCACCCCCAAGCCUCUUCAAGGGACAGCACGUCCAGGGCAGGGGUCGGGGAAGCCCACCAGGAGCUGUGUGUGUCACUUACAGAGUGGACAGGCUCAGGGGACACCUUCCAGUGUCACCCACUGCUUGUCAUCUCUCCACUGGAGACAGGUGGGAUGAUGGAUGAAGAUACUGCUGAAUGACCGACCAGUCCUACUGCAAACCAAACACUGGAGACCUACCAUUCCUGAGAGCCUCCAGAGUGGCUGAGUUUCCUCACUCAGGACGGGCUGGCGGCCUAGAGGAACUGACCUAAGCGGGCCACCCCCCCAUGCUGGUGCCAACCAGGAUGCGCGUUUCCCUCUCCCCACGCCCUACCCCCCAGCCAGCCUGAGGAGGACAGAGGGUGGGAGCAGGAGGCACCUGGACAAAGCAAUGAGAUGUCUGUCCAGUUGCUAGCAGCUACUUCCACGGUGGCCUUCUAGCACCUUCAGGUCUUUGUGAUUUUUUGGAUAUGUUGGCAGGGUAUUAAAAAAAAGAAGAAGAAAAAGAAAAGCUAUAACUACUGUACUUUCCCAGUUUCCAUUGCUGCUUUAGCAAACCAUGCUGUCUUAUUGGUGGUACUUUUAUCUGACCACUGCACUGUAGAUAAUUCAUUUGGAAACAACCUUGACCCACCAGCCCCACGAUUCUGCUCCUGCCCUGGUGGGAUGAGGUGGUACCCCCUCCCCACUCCAUGGCCCCCUGCCUUUUUGUUUUGUUUUGUUUUCACCUAGUUACCUAGGUCAUACCUUUUCUGAUGCCUGCUUGUAGUAUUUCACUGAUUCCAAACCAUUGUCACAGCCCCCUUUUCUGAGCCUGUUAAUGAUUUCCAUUCUUGUUUAUUUUUUUCAUACCUCUCCCUCCCUCCCUCUCUCUUUUUCUGCCUUUGCCUUGAACAAGUAGUUUUCAGCAAAAUCUGCCUUUUUUCUUUUUUUGGCUUGCAGUCAAGGUUGAAUCCUUUUUUUUGGUUUUGUUUAUUUAUUCAAAGCCCAACCCCCCUUGGAAACUCUCCAGUGCCCUGUGUGCACUUUGUUGUUGAUUAGUUAUGAAGGAAGGGCCUUAACACAUCUGGCUGAGCUUCCGAUUCCUCUAGUGGUCGAAGCUGUGUAGCGUUUUCACAGAGAAAUAUAUAUAUAUAUAUAUAUAUACACACACAUAUAUAUAUACACUGACAAAUAUAUUCAUGUAAACAGUAUACAUUUUCAGACCCGUUGUUUGUGAAAGCAGAGUAUAUUCAAGGACGAUGACGUUCACAUAUAUGUGUACACAUCCCAGAAUCCACCCUCCCGGGGACUGAACAUGGUCCAGGUGCAAACUAAUAAUAAUAAUAAUAAUAAUAAUAAAGACUCACAGCUCUGAAAGUCGGAAAACCAACACAACCCACACCGGCCCGACAUCCUUUCAAGUCCCGUUGCCAAGGGAGAAGAUUCCCCGGAAAGGAGGCUCCCCAGCACGCGGAACCCCCAAAGCCUCACGUAACAGGAGCCUCUGUGGGCAGACACAACGCAGAGGCCCAGAGGUGAGAGUUUUGGAGACUCGCCCUGCCCCAGCCUGGCUUUCCUUUCUGUCCAAACCUCUUCACUGACGUUCGAGAGAAGUGUUUCUGUUGUGUUCCUGGCACAGUGCAGGUGACGUCUGUGUGACAGCAUCAUGGUUAUUCACCUUCAACGCCUCCCACACCCUUUUUUUAUUUUUUAUUUUGAGGUUUUUUGCUGUGUAAUCAAAAAAAAAACUUGGAUCCUGUGAGAAAGAAGUGAAUUUUCCUGUGGAUGACUCAGCAUCUUGUUCUCAUGGUGAUAACACUAAUUGAAUAUAUCUCUGAGGGCAUGUAUUAGUUAAUGGGAAAAAAAAUACAGCACUAACAAUACAUAGCUGCAAUGUGUACAAUGGCUGAUCUAACUCAAUAAAAUGUACAAGUGUUCAGUGUG